UGUAAAGAUUAAUGAUAGCAAAUAAAUAUUCAUUCUUGUUCAAACCACCAAGAGAACUAGUCUACAUUUGGCGACAACGGAAAAUUUGGAAAACCCGAACCGAUGGCUUGGCCAAUGGUAAACCCUCUCGUUCCGCCAUUUGUUGAGGACUCCGAUGGUCCGACUGCACUACGGUGGGAAAAAUGGCGAGAGCAGUUUGACGCAUAUUUGGCAUGGAAGGACGUAGAGGACCAUGAAGAAAAGUUUAAAUCCCUCAUGCUGUUCGGCGGACCGGACGUGCGGAAGAUCAUCUUGAAGGUUCAGGCAGACGAGGCACACGUUCUAGGGAAUCGGUAUCAAGCUGCAGUACAGUUGCUGGACGAGUACUUCGUCCCAAGAGUGUCCAAAUCGUACGAACGGCAAAAGUUCCGCCAGAUGCUGCCAGGUCCCAAUGAAAAACUUGACACAUUUGUCAUUCGGCUUCGGAAACAAGCGAGCUACUGCGAUUUCGGCGAUCAAGCGGACGGCAUGGUUGUAGACCAGGUGAUUGCAACGACGAAAAACCAACAACUGCGACGGAAAUGCCUGGAGAAGGACCAUACAUUGGAUCAGCUGGUGGCACUUGGUCGUACACUGGAAUCCGUUGACCAUCAGCUAGCCACCUGGGAAACUGGAAACAAACCAAGUCCGGAACCACCGAAACUCAAAGCCGAAGCAACCGACGAAUCCAUCAUGAAAAUCAAUUCCGAGCAGUAUCACCCGAGGAGUAAGUAUCAACCCCGUCCAAGAUGCACACGAUGUGACAGCCGUCAUCUAUCAACCGAUCCUGCCUGCCCGGCGAAAUCUGAAAAGUGUCGAAGUUGCGGAGUCGUUGGACAUUUCGCACGAUGUUGUUUCUUGAAGAAGAAGAAGACAGGGCCACCCGAAACCCCGCGAAAGAAUAAGAAGCGAUUCGUGCGGGAAGUAUGUGAGACCGGCGCAGAUGGGGAAAACAACGAAGUCUUCAAUCUGUUCCACCUCGGCAGUAAGCGCACGGUCAAGAUCAAGGUUGGAGGUGUACUAUUGACGUUCGUUAUCGACACCGGUGCCGAUGAAGACAUUCUGAGCGAGGGAGACUGGCGUACACUGAAGCGCAUCGGGUUUGAUGCAUAUGCGGUGACGAAAGGCAGCAGCAAGACCUUCAACAGCUACGGAUCGACAAAACCAUUGACGGUGCUUGGAGAAGUAGAAACCGAUGUGACGUUCAACAAAGAAACGUUGAGGACCAAGUUCUACGUCAUUCGAGAUGGAAAGUGUUCACUCCUUUCUGGAAAUACCGCGGUCAAGUUGGGUCUGGUGAAGUUCCUUUAUGAGGCCAACAACGAUGCAUUUCCCUGCAUGAAAGGUAUGUAAUUAACCUACUGUUACGAAUUUUAAACAAAUAUGAAAUAUACAAAAUGUUAAUUUGAAUUAGGCAUUGAAGUAUGCAUUAAAAUUGACGAAACUGUUCCACCAGUACGCCAAAGCUUACGAAGGAUUCCAUUUCCGCUGGAAGAACUUGCUUUAGAGAAAUUAAAGGAACUUGAACGGCACGAUAUUAUUGAACGGGUUAACGAAGCCUCCGAGUGGGUUUCUCCCAUGAUCAUUAAGCGGAAAAAUUCAGGCGAAGUUCGCAUAAUUGUAGAUCUUCGAGAAGCGAACAAAGCCGUAAUCCGCGAAAUGCAUCCUUUACCAACUCUUGAACAAAUGUCAAGGAAAAUUGGUGGAAACAAAAUUUUCACAAAGCUCGACAUCAGGCAGGCAUUCCACCAAGUCAUGCUAAAAGAGGAAUGUCGAUACAUUACCACUUUCAUAUCUCCAAUUGGACUAAUGAGGUACAAACGACUAAUGUUUGGACUGUCAGCAGCUCCAGAAUUGUUCCAAAAAGUAAUGGAUAUGAUUUUUGCCGAUUUUCCAUGGCUUAUAGUAUUCAUUGAUGACGUUUUAAUACCUGCGAAAGAUAAUGAAGAACUACUACUCCGAACUAAAUUAGUUUAUGAACGCCUGCGGCAAUACAACGUUCUUCUGAAUACUGAUAAAAUCGAGUCUUGCGUCAGAGAAAUUGAUUUCCUUGGCUAUCACAUUUGUGAGAAAGGCAUUUCCGUAUCACGAACAAAAUUGGAAGCAAUCAGUAAAAUGGAAAGACCAAAAUCAGCGGAAGAACUGAGGAGUUUUCUGGGAUUGAUAAAUUUUGUCCAUCGAUACAUUCCCAACUUAUCAACGAUAACAUACUCUCUUAAUCUGCUGACAAGGAAAGGGACUUCAUUUACCUGGAUGCCAGAACAUCAAGAAAAAUUUAACCAGAUAAAGGAAAUUUUACUCAAAGAUGAAAUACUUGGCUUUUACGAUCCUAAAGAUGAUACAUUUGUUAUCGCUGAUGGCAGUCCAGUUGGACUUGGCGCAGUACUAGUCCAACGUGGAAAUUCGGGAGAAAAUCGUAUCAUAUGCUUUGCCUCGAAAACCUUAACCGCCACCGAACAAAAGUAUGCACAAACCGAACGCGAAGCCUUAGCUCUGGUUUGGGCUUGUGAAAAGUUCCACUAUUAUCUCUAUGGAAAAUCUUUCCGGUUGGUAACUGAUCAUAAACCUCUAGUUGCCAUUUUCGGAGACAGAUUGAAGCCUUCUCCGAGAAUAGAACGAUGGAAACUACGUUUGAUGGCAUAUGAUUACAAAGUUAUGUAUCGACCAGGAAAAAACAAUAUUGCUGAUCCAUUAUCUCGUUUAUGUCAGUCCACACCAAAUCAGGGAAACUGUUUCGAUGAGGAAUCCGAAAGAAUCAUUAGAGCGGUGGCCAAUGAUUCUUGCCCCAUAUCAAUUUCGAUCGAUGAAAUUAUCACUUGCACAAAAGCCGAUAUAGAACUGCAAGAGAUCAUCAAAUGGUUACCUUUUCAUCCACGGCGAUGGCCUAAGACUCUACAGAGAUACAAAAAGUUAGCUGACAGCUUAACAAGUGAUGGUAACCUGGUGAUGAAAGAUCAAAGAAUCGUGAUUCCAAGAUGCCUUCAAGACCGGAUCUUAAGGCUGGCCCAUAAUCCGCACCUCGGAAUGUCGGCAAUGAAAAGAAGAUUGAGGACUAAAGUAUGGUGGACCCGAAUGGACAAAAUGGUCGAUGAUUUUGUUCACAACUGCACUGAAUGUAUACUUGUAUCAGAUCCAGACACAGAGCCGAUAUCAAGAAUUGAAA
Messenger RNA from Aedes albopictus (Asian tiger mosquito), 3181 nucleotides. RefSeq lists its product as uncharacterized. NCBI's taxonomy places the organism in Eukaryota, Metazoa, Arthropoda, Insecta, Diptera, Culicidae. Gene Ontology annotation, biological process: proteolysis. The record is from RefSeq and is a predicted model, not a curated record. Bases 103 to 1371 code for a protein of 422 amino acids. Gene Ontology annotation, molecular function: aspartic-type endopeptidase activity. The transcript is spliced from 2 exons.